Molecule: messenger RNA, 2802 nt
Organism: Lampris incognitus (smalleye Pacific opah)
Lineage: Eukaryota; Metazoa; Chordata; Actinopteri; Lampriformes; Lampridae
Gene: fibpa
Product: fibroblast growth factor (acidic) intracellular binding protein a
Exons: 11
Coding region: 1498-2571 (357 amino acids)
Biological process (GO): platelet aggregation
Cellular component (GO): nucleus
Molecular function (GO): fibroblast growth factor binding
Source: RefSeq, a predicted model, not a curated record
UUAGAUUAAUCGCCCGAGGGAAAGAGAGAGAGAGAGAGAGUCGGCUAAAGAACACGCGUGCACGCACGUGUCAACAUUUCGUCAAAUUUUGAUAAAACGUAAAACAUACACCAGAGGGAACACUCUUACCGGUCUAAUGAAUCAAUAUGAAGAGAAAUUUUAACUGUGUGAUAUAAAGCUGUGGUAUGUAUAGGCCUAUUGUCUGAGCAAAUGAGCCUACAAAUGAUCAGAACCAGAAUCGUGUUUAUUGGCCAUGUUUGUACACACAUGGAAUUUGACUCUGGUUUCGUGACUCUUUCAGUGUACUUAACACAGAAUAACAACACGACAACACAAUCUUCAGAUAUAUACACAAGGAUUGACUACAUACAGGCAAAAUAAGAGGCGAUAAGGUGAAAUGGUGCAGAGACUAUAUCAGAGAUGCUGAAAUAGAUUUUAGCCAGUUACUGACAAACAUGCCAGAGGUAGAUGGACAUGAUAGAGCGUACCAGUAUACGUACACUGUACAGUACAGUAUAUACAAAUGGUUGGAUUUAUUAUUAUGAUGGCUUCGUUGAAUCAAAUACAUCCUGAAUUGGUCCAGCUGGAUGUCACACUCAUCCUCAUAGUAUGACAUGACAAUAUAAGAACAGCCAUUUAACCUAUUAUAUGUUUUCUGAGGUUAUUAUUAUUAUUCACCAGGAUAUCUAUAUUCAGACUAUCUAUCACGUCUAUCAAAUCAUCAAGGCCCUACAGUCCUUUGCUCAACCUGAGUGAGUAGGGUGUGUCGCAAAUAUCAUUCGUGGUUAUCUUCUCAAAAAUCACAUCCUAACAAUAAUACUGCAAUUUCACUAGUUCACCAACCUAGCUCGGAUAGAAACUUCACCCUUUUCAUCCGCUCCCAAACAAUCACAUUGUCGUGCUACAUCUAUGACUGAGGGUUGCUGUUAAUCAUAACUCUAACCACAACCCUAACUUUAACCCAUACUCAUCGUUAAACAAAAUCGUGACUUUAAUAUCUCCCGUAUCGUGUGCAGUGUAUUAUUUGCUUAUAGCUUUUGCUCAUUGUACGCACAGACGUAAUGUGACGUUCAGCGCAACGGCAGGUUUGCCCAAGAUUUCAUUGGUUGAGAGGAGGAAAGAGGCGGGGUUCAUGGGUGAAAACCGGAAGUUGUAGUUGCGUGACUGCUGUUGUUGACAAGGCACAAGCAGAUACCAGUGUCAGCUACUAGGCCUUAUAGUUUAUUGACGAGUGUAUAACCGGUGCCAGUUAGCUAAUCGUGUUAGUUGUUAGUCGUGUUAGUCAGUUCCUACUCUCCCGUUGGGUAUCUAGUUGCUGUUUACGUUUACCUCACGUUGGGGACUUAGCAAGCUAGUUAUCUAAGGGUGUUAGCAGUUAGCUAAGGAAGUGGAUGGCCAUGUUUGUUGAAUUUAGCCAUCGCAGUUGAGUGUCAAGUCAGACUUAGCAGACCCACUUUUAUUAUAAGCUGGUGCACAUAACCACUGAAAACCCCUGAGAUGUCUGUAGAGCUUGAUGUCUUCGUGGGCAAUACCACCAUUAUGGAUGAGGAAGUUUAUCAGCUGUGGCUGGAUGGCUACACAGUGAAUGAUGCUGUGAAGGUACGCAUGGAGGGUGGGGUGUUGGAAGAGUUCGAGGCGAGUUCAGAUGUUCUACUGAGUGACACCAUGGAUCAGUAUAGAACCUUCCAGAUGUGUGAACGUCUUCUGUACAUCCCAGCCAAGCUAGCCAAUCAGCUUCUGUUCCAGAUUCCUCCUCAUCGACAAGCCAUGCUCAUAGAGAGAUACUAUGCAUUUGAUGAUGUGUUUGUCCGGGAGGUCUUGGGAAAGAAACUCUCAAAAGGAACCAAGAAAGACCUGGAUGAUGUCAGCGCAAAGACUGGAGUAACGCUUAAAAGCUGUAGACGACAGUUUGACAACUUCAAGCGUGUUUUCAAAGUUGUGGAAGAACUGAAAGGACCCCUGGCGGAGAACAUUCGUCAACAUUUUCUUUUGUCUGACAAGCUAGCAAGGGAUUAUGCUGCCAUUGUUUUCUUCGCCAACAACCGCUUUGAGACGGGCAAAAGAAAACUCCAGUAUCUCACAUUCCAGGACUUUGCCUUCUGUGCUGGUCAACUCAUCAACCACUGGACAGUUGGGGCUGUUGAUAAUAUGGUGGAAGAUAUGGAUGUAGAUCUUGACAAAGAAUUUUUACAAGAGCUGAAAGAACUGAAGAUUUUAAUCACUGAUAAGGAUCUACUGGAUCAGCACAAAAGUCUGGUUUGCACGGCCCUCAGAGGAAAGACGAAAGCCUUUAAUGAGAUGGAGGCUAAUUUCAAGAAUCUUUCCAGGGGUCUUGUCAACAUUGCAGCAAAGCUAACCAACACAAAAGAUGUCCGAGAUUUCUUCAUUGAUCUGGUGGAGAAGUUUAUCGAGCCCUGCCGUUCAGACCGAUGGACAGCUGCAGACAUGAGACUCUACCUCACUCACUACACCAACUCUGCUCACAUACUCGACACAUUCAAACACCAGGUUGUUUGGGACAGAUACAUGGGCGUGGUGAAAAGUUGUAUCUUCAAAAUGUACCAUGACUGAAAUGUUCCUUUUUUACCCCUCACGCCUCUUUAUCUCCUACUUGGCUCUGUUCACUUCCGACCUAUUGCCCCGCCAAAGCUUUUAUCACAGUCAUCGGUUUGUGCUUUGUCUGCCCUUCAUUCCAACGCUGAUGAUGAAGUCUGCCUCUCACCAUCUCUUAACCCCCCAUGUGACUCAGCUCCCCUGCAGAAUCUGUAUAUUUAUGUGUAAAUAAAAUUGACCUAUUUGAAU